This is a messenger RNA of Labrus mixtus (cuckoo wrasse), 2361 nucleotides long. RefSeq names its product neurofilament light chain b (gene neflb). Lineage: Eukaryota; Metazoa; Chordata; Actinopteri; Labriformes; Labridae. Gene Ontology annotation, cellular component: cytoplasm; intermediate filament; axon. Gene Ontology annotation, biological process: neurofilament bundle assembly. Gene Ontology annotation, molecular function: structural constituent of postsynaptic intermediate filament cytoskeleton. The record is from RefSeq and is a predicted model, not a curated record.
AUAAAAGCCUUCGUAAUGCAGAUACACAAUGCAGUCAACCCAGCUACAUUUCUCGACAUAGAGCAUCCCGUCUCUCAAGUCAUGGCUUCCUCCGGCUUUGACUCCUACUUUCCAUCUACUUACAAGAAGAGGGCUGUUGUGCGCAGUUCAGGAUAUGGCUCUGGUGGAGGAAUAGGAUCCAGGUCUGCCUACAUCAGCCACUCUGCACCACUAACUUCCUAUACAUCUUCCCGCAGAAGUUAUCCAACACACACCAGAGCAGUCUCCAGCUACUCCUCUGUGCUUUCCGCUCCUGUGUCUUCAGCUGCAACCGAGCUCCGCCUUGACCAAGCAGCCCAGGUCAGCUCUGAGUUUAAAUCCAUAAGAACCCAGGAGAAGGCUGAGCUGCAGAACCUGAAUGACCGCUUUGCAAGCUUCAUUGACAGAGUCCAUGAGCUAGAGCAGCAGAACAAGUUGCUGGAGACUGAACUCCUGCUUCUUAGGCAGAGGCAGACUGAGCCCUCCAACAUCCGGGGCCUGUAUGAGCAUGAGAUCCGUCAGCUCCGCUCUGCUGUGGAAGAGGCCCGCCAUGAGAAGCAAGCAGCCCAGUACCACCGGGAUGAGAUGGAGGACAUGUUGAGGAACCUGCAAAAGCGCUAUGAGGAUGAGGUGCUGGGCAGAGAGGACGCAGAGGGCAGGCUCAUGGAUGCCAGGAAGGGAGCAGAUGAUGCUGCCAUUGGCCAGGCUGAGCUGGAGAAAAGAGUGGGGACCCUGCUGGAUGAGCUGGCCUUCCUGAAACGCCUCUGUGAGAGUGAGAUUGCAGAGCUGCAGGCCCAAAUUCAGUACAGUGCACAGGUGUCAGUGGAGAUGGAGGUCGCCAAACCUGACCUCUCCACUGCCCUCCGUGACAUCAGAGCACAGUACGAGAAGCUGGCCCAACACAACCUACAAUCAGCCGAGGAAUGGUUCAGCAGCAAGAUGAAUGGGAUGACGGUGGGAGCUGCUCGCAACACAGAAAGUGCUCGUAACGCCAAAGAUGAAGCAGGAGAAUAUCGCCGGCUCCUUAAAGGCAGAACGCUUGAGAUUGAUGCCUGCAGGGAGAUGAAUCAAGCGCUAGAAAAACAACUCCAGGACGUGGAGGAGAAACAGAGUGGGGAGAUCUCUGGUAUGCAGGAUACAAUAAGUGAACUGGAGGACGAGUUGAGAGCAAACAAGAAUGACAUGGCUCGCUACUUGAAAGAUUAUCAAGACCUCUUGAAUGUGAAGAUGGCCUUGGAUAUUGAAAUUGCAGCCUACAGGAAGCUCCUUGAAGGAGAAGAGAACCGUUUGAACAUGGCAGGACCGGGGUCUGUCAACGUUUACUCCCCGGCCCUGUACUCUGCUCCGUCCUACGGAAGAACACAGUUCUCCCUGCAGUCUCAGCUGAGCUCUGCCCCUUCAUAUCUGCUGAGCUCUCGCUUGUACACUUCAUCACUCCCAACAGAGGAGACAAUAUCUGCCAGUCAAGCACAGCAGGCCGAGGCCAGCCCUCUUGAAGUGGAGGAGGAGGAGGAGAAAAAGGAGGAGCAGGUGGAAGAGGAAGAUAAGGUGGAGGAAGAAGAGGAGGAGGAGCAGGGAGAAGAGAAGGAGGAGGAAGAGGAAGGCGAGGAUCAGGGAGAAGAAGGGGAGGAAGAGGAGGAGAAAGAGGAGGAGAAAGAGGCGGAAGAAAAGGAGGAGGGAGCUCAAGAAGAGGGAGAGGAGGGAGCGGAUGGAGAAGAGGGCGAAGCAGAUGAUGGAGAAAAAGGAGAUGAGGAGGAAGGUGGAGAGGAGAGCUCCAAACAAGAAGAGGAGGAUGCUGAGCAGGAGGAAGAAGAAAAGGGCGAGAAGGGAGAUGGCGAAUCUGAAAAACAAGAAGAGGAGGUGGCUGAAGAGGAUAAAGAAAAAACAUCAGUUAAAAAUGUUUAAAUUUGAGAGCUUUAACAUAAACCUGCUAGCAUAUAGCUCAAGAUGUCAACCUUUGGUGUCUAUAAGUACAGAGCUAUUUCUCUCAUUCAAACCAAAUGGAAAUCAGAAGACAACCUGACAAAUUCUCUGUAUGACAGAUAGAGUGACUCACAGCAUGUACGUACAAUGUAACAGCAAGAAAUCAAAUCAAUAUAAAAGCUCAUUUAAACCUCGAUUAAGGCAGGAAGUGAUGAUUGUCUGGAGUAGAGAUUCUGCUUGGGGAUUUAUGUUUUGUUUUUGCAAACACCUGUGUGCUUUACUCUCACCAAUACAUGCCUACAAACUGUCUGUAUGUGCAACAACCCGAUUGAAAUGCCUUACUUCAGUCCUCACUGAGUGCUUUAAGUCCAUGAUGUGCUGCAUUGAACUCUAAUAAAGCCUUGAAGCCUUGUCAACACA